AUGGCAAAAGCUGAGCCAAGUGUUGACUGACUCUACGACUAUAUCUUACAAUUCCUAAAAUCCCCAGGAUGGAGAAUCCCCAUUGUUUCAUUCAUGGACGAAAACUGCGCAGCUUUUGAUUCUGAAGACGAGAACAAGCUUGUCUACACAGAAAUCCACGAUGUAUUUUUCACAUAGAAAUUUAAAGAACUGAUCGACAGCCUCCUCGAAAACCUCUGCAGAGAAAUCGGCGUCACCCCUCAGCAAUUUGUAAACGUUUGCGGAAUUGGCAUGAAAUCGCCAGCCCAUAGAAGAAUCUUUGAGCAAAUAAUUGCAUGCGAUAACUUCAUGAGCUUCAAAAAACUCAUGCUCAAGAGGAAUAAGGAAAUUGAAAUGGAGGUUGCCAAGCUUAUGUCAAAACCUGAAUCUCCUACACCUGCAGGAGCAGAAAAAGAAGUAAAAGAGCAGGCUGAAAUGGCCCAGGCGAUCACUUUAAGUCUGGCUGCUGAAGAGGAAAGGAAGAGGAAGCUGGAUCGUGAAGAAGAAGAGCUCCAAAGGGUGUUAAGGCUCAGCGAAGAAGAGUUUAAGAGGAAACAAGAGCAAGAAGCUCAACGACUGGCUGCCUUGAAAAGGUUGGAAGAUGAAAAAGCUGGAAAAAUGAAGCAGGCUGAAGAAGAAAAAGCUGCAAAAGUGAAGCAGGCUGAAGAAGAAAAAGCUGCAAAAGUGAAGCAGGCUGAAGAAGAAAAAGUCGUCAAAUCUAAGCAUUUCGAAGAAGAAAAAGCUCACAAGGUAGAGAGUGAGCAUAUAAGACCAGAAGAAGAAAAGAAAGGAGAAGUUGAGGCUGCAAGUCCUGAAGGAAGCAAAAAAUCAGCCAAAGGGUUAAAAGAUGACAAGAAAAGAGUAAUGGAAGAGAUGAAACAGAAAGAACUUGAAAAGAAACUGCAAUUAGAAAGAGAAGAAAAAGAAAGAGAACAAGAAUCAAUCAGGAAAAAGCAGAAACAAGAAGAAGAACGCCUAAGAGCAGUCAACGAAGCUGCAGAAAGAGAAAUCCAAGAGCAACUCAGAGAGCAGGAAGAAGCCAACAAACUCAAAAUCCAACGAGAACUAGAGCUGCAAGAAAAGAAAGUAAAAGAAAUGCAAGAAUUCAUGAGCCGCUCCUCUGAUAAGAAGCAAGAAGAAAGAAAGGAGCAUUCUCCUGAAGACAAGAACCACCCUGACCUCAGACCCAUCCAAAAACGCAAGCAAGGCCCAGUAUGUUUUAUAUAGGCAAAUGCUUUGGAUUUCCUCAAUGAAAAUCCAAGAGAAAAGACUGACGAGCUCGAAGAAGAAGCCCAAGAGAUAGCCAAGAAGUCUAGCAAUGCUGAUUACUCUAAUGAACCCACUGGAGUAGAAACGCUGGCCCAACGUCAAGCAAGACUUAAAAGGCAAAGAGACGAACUUCUAGCACGUAAAAAGCAGGAAAGAGAGCAUGAGAUGAAGCAGCAUGUAGCCAACGGAGGUUCUGAUUUUAGCGUCAGAAAAGAUGUGUCUCAUCUACCUCCAAUUAUCACCCAAGAAGAAAUUGAAAAGAGAAGAAAUAUAUAUUCAAAGAUUAAACAGGAAGAGCCAUUAUAA
Messenger RNA from Blepharisma stoltei, 1593 nucleotides. The record is from the annotation of a GenBank genome assembly. Lineage: Eukaryota; Ciliophora; Heterotrichea; Heterotrichida; Blepharismidae.